Molecule: messenger RNA, 796 nt
Organism: Brassica rapa (field mustard)
Lineage: Eukaryota; Viridiplantae; Streptophyta; Magnoliopsida; Brassicales; Brassicaceae
Product: N-alpha-acetyltransferase 50
Biological process (GO): mitotic sister chromatid cohesion
Cellular component (GO): NatA complex
Molecular function (GO): N-acetyltransferase activity
Source: RefSeq, a predicted model, not a curated record
UUUCUCUUUGUUGAAGAGUGAAGACGACGAAUCGAUCUCUCCUUUUUUAUCUCGCAGUUCUAGAUUGUUCUUCGUUCGUGUAGAGAGGAAGACGGCGAUGGGAACUGGGCGUGAAGCCAGCGUGUCGCUAGAUGGAGUCAGAGACAAAAACAUGAUGCAGCUUAAGAAACUCAACACUGUUCUCUUCCCGGUUCGCUAUAACGACAAGUACUACGCUGAUGCGAUUGCAUCCGGCGAGUUCACUAAGCUUGCUUAUUACAGUGACAUAUGUGUUGGAGCUAUUGCUUGUCGGCUGGAGAAGAAAGAAGGCGGAGCCAUGAAAGUGUAUAUAAUGACACUUGGUGUUCUUGCACCAUACCGCGGCAUUGGCAUUGGUUCAAAGCUAUUGCAUCAUGUUCUGGACAUGUGCACCAAGCAGAACAUGUCUGAAAUAUACUUGCAUGUUCAGACAAACAACGAAGAUGCGAUCAAGUUCUACAAGAAAUUUGGGUUUGAGAUCACAGAUACCAUACAAGACUACUACAUCAACAUAGAGCCAAGAGACUGUUAUGUUGUCACCAAGUCCUUUGCUCAGCCUGAAGCCAGCAAAUGAUGACAAUACACCACUUGGGGAAAGCCAUUCUUUCCCUGUUUGUUUGUUCUUUGAAGAAUCUAUUCUUAAUGUCAUGUUUUUGUUUCCUGAGUUUUGCUUGUUUUGAUGACCUCAAAGUUAUAGAUUCAUGGUUGUCUAUUGGUUUUGGACCUCUUAGUCGAGGAAGUUUCAAAUUUCAACAUUGCAGCUCAGUCUUUAUACUCA